AUGAAAUAUCAAUUAGCAAAUGCUGCCAGAGCGGUAACAGAAACAAUCAAUGAUGUUAUCAGUGCAUGUUUAGCGCCGAAAUCUGCAAAUAGUACCGAACAUACUGAAUGUGAUAAUGCCAUUGCCAAGAUGGAAACAUCGAAGGCUAUAUUACAACAAGCUAUCUUACAGCCAUGUGCCAACUAUACGUACUUUGAUGCACUGGAUCAUGUGGUGGAAAACUCGAAGCGUUUAGGAGAAGCGAUGACACAUAUUGCUAGUGCUUCGAAGAAUAUCAAUCAUGGUCUGUUUGUUCAAGCUGUUCAAGAAGCAUCGAAAGCAGUUUGUCAUUUAACGGAAGCAUCAGCUCAAGCAAGUUAUCUGAUCGGUAUAUCAGAACUGACAUCAACGAAAGGAAGUACACCUGUACUCGAUCAAGUGUUAUUCAGUCGAGCAGUUGAAGCCAUCCGACAUGCAUGUGCAGAUCUAGCAAAUUCAUCAAUCAACCGAGACGAUAUUUUAACCUUGGCAGCAACAGUUGCUAAGAACACAUCAUCUCUAUGUAAUAUCUGUCGCGAUGCAUCGUCGAAUACAGCUGAUCCAGUCGCUCGACGACGUUUCGUACAAUCUGCUAAGGAUGUUGCCAAUGCGACUGCCGAACUUGUCCGUGCUAUCAAAAUUUUAGAUAGUUCAUAUACACCAGAAAAUCAUCGAUAUUGUAUGGAAAUAAGUCGACCAUUACUUCAAUCUAUCGAUGAACUUCAUACGUUCGCCAUGUCUAAAGAUUUCGCAGGUGCUCCACUGACAAUCAACGCUGCUGGACGUCAAUCACAAGAACCAAUCUUAUCGGCUGCUAGAAAUGUUGUUGAUGGCGCAUGUCGUAUUGUUGAAUGUUCAAAAACCUUAAUCGUCAACUCCAAAGAAGCUUCAUUAUGGCAACAACUUGCUACACAUACAAAGACUGUUUCGGAGGCAAUCAAACGUUUAGCCACAUCUGUCAAAGAAUUGACACCUGGACAACAGCAAUGCGAACGAGCAGUUGAAGAACUUCGAAGACUUUUUCAAGAAAUUGAUAAAGCAAUGAUGAAUGUUGAUUCGAUACGUAAGACGGAUAAAUCACCUCAGUUCCAUCACGAACAAAUCUCGUCGAGUUCUCAUUUUCUUGUUGAGCUAAUCAACAAUAUUUGUCAAUCAUCGAAACGUGAACCAGAGCGUAUCGGCACAUAUGUAUCGCAAUUUAUCACGUAUUUACAACCAUUCAUCCAUCAUACGAUCAAUUAUACAUCCUAUGUGAUCCACAAACACGAGAAACUCCUACUAUUGGAGCAAAUUAAGGAGCUAGUAGAAACAAGCCUACAGAUGAUCCUGAGUACCAAAGAAGCAGGUGGAAAUCCGAAGAACACUCAAUGGCAUAAAAUUGUCGAUACGAAUAGUGAUGCUCUGGUAAAAUUAAUCAGAAAAUUAGUUCAAACAUUACCAGAACAAUCCUCAGCUAAUGGAUUAAUGAAUGGUUUGUGUGAAAAUAUUCGUCAAUUGAUAUCCACGUUAGAGACAACGAAAAUAACCAACCAAGGUCAAUACAUUGAUUGUCAAGCUCGUAUGAUCGAAGUUCUCAGACAAUUAGCUCGAUCGAUGAAAACAAUCAAUGACUCGAUCGAUAUUCGACAUUUAGCGAAUCAAUUAACACGUGAAUAUAAUGAACUAGUCCAUGCGACGUACGGCGCAGUUGGAACUGCGAAUACAAAUGAGUUAUCAAUACGUAUUAAGAAAGUUGUACAAGAUUUAGGCUUUGUUUUGAUUGAAUUAAUUGAAAAAUUGGCACAAAACAAAUCGAAAUACGAAUUCGACAGUGUUUGUCAGAAAGUAGUGGAGAAGAUUUCGAACGUUUUAAUAGCAUUACAAUGUAACUUACGUGGAACACAAGCUUGUAUCAAUGCUGCAAGCACUGUUCGUGGAAUCAUUACUGAUCUCGAUACAACCAUUCUGUUCGCUACAGCCGGUUCACUGAAUUCCGAACAUGUGGACGAAACGUUUGCUGACCAUCGUGAAGCUAUUUUGAAAACAGCCAAAAUACUUGUAGAAGAUACGAAAACAUUAGUUGCAGGUGCUGCAUCAACACAGGAACAAUUAGCAUCAGCGGCUCAGGCAGCUGUGCGCACGAUAACUAAACUUUCCGAAGUGGUCAAAACAGGUGCUGCAUCUUUGGGUGCGAAUGAUGGUGAAGCACAAAUUAUGCUUGUCAAUAGUGUGAAAGAUGUGGCUGUCGCUUUGAACAAUCUUAUCAACGUAACGAAAUCAGCAAGUGGAAAAAAUAUUGAUGAUCCCGAAAUGCAAAAAUUGAAAGAAUGUGCGAAAAUUAUGGUCACGAAUGUUACAUCUUUAUUACGUACAGUAAAAACUGUGGAAGAUAAAACACAACGCGGAACGAAUGCACUAGAAAGCACUAUUCAAUCAAUUGCACAAGAACUUCAAACAUAUAGUAAUGGACAACGAACGGGAAACUAUACCACACCCGAAGAGUUGGUUCGUGCGACCAAACAAUUUACAAUAGCAACGUCAAAAGCGGUAUCAGCUGGCCAAUCAUGCCAACAGGAGGAUAUCAUCGUUGCUGCUAAUCUCGGUCGUAAAUCAAUAUCUGACCUUUUAGCUGUUUGCAAAUCCAUUGCAUAUGCAACUGAUGAUCGAAAUCUACAGCAGCGCACAAUGGAUAACGGACGAGCGUGUGUACAAACAUACAAGGAAUUGUUAGAAGCGAUUCAUGCGUUAAUUCAAAAACCAUCGAAUGAAAUCAAACAAAAGUUACUUCAGUAUUCACGACUUAUAGCACAGUCAACACAUGAACUUGUUCAGUGUGCUGCGCAGUUGAAAGGUACGGAUUUUAUUGAUCCAGAUGAUCCAACUUACAUUGCAGAAAAUGAACUAUUCAAUGCUGCUCAAUCAAUUGAAUCCGCUGCAAUGAAACUGUCACAUUUGAAGCCUCGUCGAAAAAUCAAAGAAAUCAAUGAAAAUUUAAAUUUCGAUGAACAAAUCCUGGAUGCAGCCAAAUCAAUAAUGAACGCAGCAAGUGCAUUGAUAACAGCAGCAACAUCAGCUCAAAAAGAUCUUGUUGCACAGGGCAAACUUUCAUCUAAAUCAAGUUCCGACGAAGAUGGCCAAUGGUCUCAAGGAUUAAUAUCAGCUGCACGUUAUGUCGCGUCAGCCUGUCAUGUUUUAUGCGAUGCAGCAAAUGGACUUGUGCAAGGCUGUGGUACCGAGGAGAAACUGAUUUCUAGUGCAAAACAAGUCAGUUCAAAUACUGCUGCGUUACUUGUCGCUUGUAAGGUCAAAGCUGACUUUAUGAGUCAAUCCAUGGCACGUUUACAAGCUGCUGGCAAUGCGGUUAAGCGUGCAGCAGAUACACUUGUUCGAGCUGCUCAACAAGCUGUUGAUAUGCAACAAGAAGAGAAGCAUUUUGAAGUUUCGACACGUUUUGUUCCGGGUAUUGCGCAAGAAAUCAAAUGUAAAGAAGCAAUCUUAACCAAAGAACGAGAAUUAGAUGAAGCACGUAAUCGUCUUAAAGCUAUACGUUUAGCCAAAUAUGGACAUAGUGAACAAGAAUCAGCCGAUAGUAGCUAA
This is a messenger RNA of Adineta ricciae, 3594 nucleotides long. Lineage: Eukaryota; Metazoa; Rotifera; Eurotatoria; Adinetida; Adinetidae. The record is from the annotation of a GenBank genome assembly.